GUACUACAUGACUCAGUAAUUUCUGAAAUUAGCCUGCUCUGCUCUACAGCUAUAUGUCUACAGUCCUCCAGCUAGACCUGAAGCUGUAAAUCAGAUUCAAAAUGGCUUUGGCUGAGGUUAGCAAAACUGUCCCUGUAAAGAAAACUGGUGUAGAAAACCUAUUAACAAGAUUCAAGUCACUUGUAUUUCAAAAAACACAACAGACUGAGCUAGACUUGAAAGAGCAUGUAGAAAAAGUCAAGCAUGAGAAUAUUUUAUUGGCUGACGCUGAGACUAAAGUCCCUGAUCUUCUAGAUCUACAUGUACCUCCAGAUGAAGAGAAUGCUAUAGUAUUGAAGCAACAGUCCGGCUCAUCGCAUAUCACUGAUAUUAUACAAGAUGUUUGCAGCUCAACAGUUGGACUAAUUCGUGAAGCCAACCCAACAGUGAUGUUUGAAUACAUGAAGAAGGCAUUUUCCAGUAUUCCUCAAGCUACUAUUGACUUGUUAAGCAAAGAACCAAAAGUCAAGGAGAGCAGAGAUCUCAUCCUAAAAUGCAAUGUUAUCAAAGCAAGCAACUUGCCAUCCAAAGAUUUUUCUAGUACUUCUGAAAUAUACUGGAUAGCGACAAUUAUGAACAAAGAGUUUAUUGAUUCGAUAGACAGCAUUAAAGAAUUAAGCGAGAAAAGAUUAAUCGGUCAGACUUGGCAGUCAUCUUUCAAGACAAAAACACUUAAUCCAGUUUGGAAUGAACCAUUUGAAAUAUGCAUCACUGAUCCUGAAAAUCAAUGUCUUGUCAUAGAAUUGUGGUGUUCUCAAAAAGAGCAAAAAAAGUCGUCAAAACAAAUUGAGAAAGAUGACAAUUUUUUGGGUCGUGCAUUAUACAUACUCCAAGAUAUUCCUGCAAGUGGAGAGGAAAAAAUGCUCAAACUCAUUGACAAGUCUACACACUCAAAAGGAACAGUUUUAAUUUUUUUGAAGAUUACAGAAAAACAGGUUGAUAGAAAGCCAGAGGAAGGUUACUUGAGUCAUAAGCAGUUAUUUGAAGACAUCGUUAGUUGGGAGAGCAAAAGUGAAUCAGGUCACUUAUCUCAUUGGGAUUGCAAAUUGUCCGAAGAUUUUUACAAAACUUUGGCACAGCAUGCUUCGCUUCAUCACAUCUCUCAAUUGCAACAAGCUGCUAUUCAACUCACUGUCCUAUUAAAUUAUCACAGAGCACAUCGUGUUAAAAUAGGCGUGUUUUGCAGUUUAUUGCAAACAAUCCAUUUUUAUGAAUAUAAGAUACAACAGCACAGCAGAGAUGAAUCUUGGAUUAAUCAGCUUUUAAAAGAUCUUAAAGAUCUCAGAAAUUAUAUCUUAAAUAUCAUGAAUUGCCAUAUAAACUUUUUUAACAAUUUUGGAUCGAUCAAAAGUAUUUCACUCUUUAAAGACCAUGUCCUAGUACUGCGUGAUCUAUGUCAAAUUAAAUUGCUACGACCCCAAUUGGCACCAGAGCAACUGGAUUUGAGAGUAGUCCUGACUAAUGCUAUUCAGACUGCUGUUCCUCAUUGGAUGAUUUUGUUAUCAGCUAAGAUGAAACCUGACCACAAUUCUUCUGAAAAUACAUUGCUCACUUUGAAAGCAUUUUGCUCUCACUGUCUUACUCUCUGUCAAAGAUCACUGACGAGGGUUCAUCCAGUUUUAAUUGAGAUUGGCGUGGAUUAUUUCUCCCCUUUUUUUGCCAGCAUGGAUAAGAUUCUCUAUGGAGAAACAAGUAGCCGUUUAGAAAGCUACAGUGGUUCUUCUAUACUUAGUUAUGAGAUAUAUAGAAUUAUUCAAGAGAUUGAGACUUACUCCUAUGAAGUUAAUCCUGAAUUCUUAAAAGAGCAAAGAAGAACUCUUUUUAUCACCUCUUUUCAUGCCUGGUUUGAGAAGUAUGUAUUUGAUUGGGUUAAAGUUGCUCAGCUCAAAGUGAGAGAGAGAUUGGAUCGAGCGCUUGAAUUGGACGCCAUUGUUGAAACCAGUGACAAGGCUCCUUUUUCUUCCUCUGCUGUUGACACUCAUGCUUUCUUUCUUCAAGCUAUUACUUUUUGGAAGGAUCUCAAAUGGCCAGUCAGAGGUCAAUCAUUAGGUUACUUUAUUGCUAUCCUACAGUGUAUCUGUGAAAUGGCAGCUUAUUACACUGAUAAAGUUGUUGCAAAAAUAAAAACUGGUUUAUCUCUUUACAAUGAUGGAGAUUUUGUUGUUACUGAUAAGCUUUGUGUAGCGCUUAACAACAUACAUCACAUCAGUGAAGUCUUAAAGAAUAUCCCAAAUGAAAUAAGCCUUGAAAGAUACUACAGAUGGCUUGAUGAAGAGAAACGAGAAGAUGGACAUCCUCUGAGUGAGAAGGCUGAAAUAACUACCACAGAUGUACUGAAAAGUGCAAAUGAAGACAUUUUGAAUAAGAUAGAGCAUGCUAUCAAUGUUGUACAAGCUAAGCUUUUGCCCUCUGUGAUAAAAUUCAUUCCCAAGAUAUUGAGUGCUCCUCCAAAUUCUGAUCUUGAUCAAGUUGUAGAGCCAUUGCUAGAGUACAUCACUGUUAAUGUUGGUAAAUUAGGGAAAUCACUUUUGACACCAAUAUUCCACAAAAUACUGCAUCACUUGUGGAUUCAUAUAGUUAUGGCUCUAAAAAAGUCAUACGAUAAAAUACCUCAUUCUGCAGAAAGUUUUCAACAUAUUGGUUUGAAUUAUGUCCUCCUUCACCUUUCAUACUUUUUUGAAGCUGAUGGGAAGGGACUAGACAGAAAGUUUAUUGAAAAUGACUCAUAUAAGACUUUAAGUGACGACUUAUUCUAUGCUACACAGUCAACUGAGGAUAAUAUUAGGAUUUUUUGCAAUGAUUUAGUGAAACAACAGGCUUCUUCUCAAAAUAAGUUUGGAAUACUUCAUGUUAGUCACAUAUACAAGCCAACUGAUAAAGUACUUUCAGCUGAAAUAGUUUCAGGAGAAAAUUUACAAGGACUGGAGCAAAGGAGAAGUAAUGUUUUUGUGCGGGUAUUUUUGCUGCCAACUUUUUCAGAAGCUAAUGAAAAGAUAUACAAAACAGAAACAAAGAAGCAAACACUUGAUCCAAUCUUUAAUGAGACAAUUAAAAUGCACAUUUCAUCUGAGCAGCUCUUCAAAGAGAGUGCCAUACUUUUAAUAGCUGUUUUGGGCCAAGAUACUUUCAGGAGCAAUGUUCUCAUUGGCCUUUGCGCUAUACCUUGCACUUCAAUACCGAUUGAGGGAACAGAGCCAAAGAUGGAACAUCUUCAUCUUUUUCAUUAUGAGAGAACAAAGGCUUACAAGGAAUUGGAGUUGAGACAUGCUGACACAAUAGCACAAGACUUUCUCAGACGCAUUAAUAAUAUGUCUGAAUACAAGAAAGGAGCAAAUUUCAUGCAGGUGUUUCAGAAACUGGUAAAUGUACAUAAAACAGAUAAAAAAUGACUCUUAAAUAUUAAUAGUGUAAUCUGUUAUUGUCUUGUUAUGUUUUCUUUACCUUAAUCUUCCAUAUUUCCUUCAAUAAAAAUUAAUCAUCA
Messenger RNA from Amphimedon queenslandica, 3520 nucleotides. RefSeq names its product protein unc-13 homolog D-like. The record is from RefSeq and is a predicted model, not a curated record. The transcript is spliced from 31 exons. The coding region runs from base 102 to 3428 and encodes 1108 amino acids. Gene Ontology annotation, cellular component: secretory vesicle. Lineage: Eukaryota; Metazoa; Porifera; Demospongiae; Haplosclerida; Niphatidae.